AUGCCGGCAUCCUUCCGCCGCUCAGCCCAGCGGUUAGGAGAUGAUCAGCUGAAUUCAGAAGAGAAGAAGAAAAGAAAGCAGAGAAGGAACAGGACUACCUUCAACAGCAGCCAGCUCCAGGCACUAGAGAGAGUCUUUGAGAGGACACACUACCCUGAUGCUUUUGUACGGGAAGACCUUGCACGCAGAGUCAACCUCACUGAAGCCAGAGUUCAGGUGUGGUUCCAGAACCGGAGAGCCAAGUUUCGCCGGAAUGAGAGGGCCAUGCUGGCCAGCAAGAAUGCUUCUCUGCUCAAAUCCUACUCAGGGGAUGUGACCGCCGUGGAGCAGCCCAUAGUACCUCGCCCAGCUCCAAGACCCACCGACUAUCUCUCCUGGGGUACCGCCUCGCCUUACAGUGCCAUGGCCACCUACUCCACCACGUGUACCAACGCCAGCCCGGCGCAGGGCAUGAAUAUGGCCAACAGUAUUGCCAACCUGAGACUGAAGGCAAAAGAAUAUAGUUUACAGAGGAAUCAAGUGCCCACAGUCAAUUAAUGACUGGAGGCAGCUGCUUCGCAGAAGGAGAAAAUACGACAACACCCGUCCUGCUUCGCAACUUCUGUGCUGAAAUAAAAUAUAUAUAUAUAAUUAAAAUAAUAAAAAGAAAAGAAAAAAAAAAGCCAACCCCAACCCAGAACUGAACAUUGGGACCAAAGCGGGAGCAAACUGAACCGCUCGAGUGACAAGGUUCCUCCUUCCUUUUGGGAUAAUGCCACCAUUUUUUUUCUUGUUAUUGUCAGGUUUAUUGCUUCUGCUCAAUAUACUAUGAGCUUCUUCAGUUAAGGACAGUCUCACCCUUGUUGUUUUCCAUUUUUGUAUGGGACUGCAAAAAGAAACCUUCGCUGAUCUCAGCCCGCGGCCGCCUCCCACCCAACACCGCGCUGAGGCGCAAAGCUUGCUCCCCCACCCCAGCUCACCCUAGAAGAAGAAAUUGUUUGGUCACUGCUUUCCGUUGUAUCCACCUGACCUUCCGUCCCCUCCCACAUCCCUUGUUCCACAGAGGCACUGCCGUUGAUGUUGACUGCAAGAAGCCCAUUGGCGCGAUGGGCUGGGAGCAUCCUUGCCAGGUUGCCUGGACCACGACACAAGGAAGAUCUCUGUGGGCUUCACACACGUUGCCUCAAAAAGCCAAAGAAGAAGAAAAACCAAUGUGUGUUUGUGAGUGGGGGGAGGAUGGAGAAGGGUUUGCUCUGUAGUGCCAAGAAUAGGACUGUUAGGACACUCCUUUCCAUGCCUUACGGCUUGUGCCACAGGGAGAGGCAUUGUCCAGAUGCAUUUGUUUUAUAUAUACUGUAUAUAUUUAUAUAUAUAAGAUAUACAUGCAAGCUUGGUUGGUGUUUUUUAUUAAACAAAAUAAAAUCCAUUGAAAAUGCU
Meleagris gallopavo (turkey) is the source of this 1416-nucleotide messenger RNA. Lineage: Eukaryota; Metazoa; Chordata; Aves; Galliformes; Phasianidae. The record is from RefSeq and is a predicted model, not a curated record.